Molecule: messenger RNA, 2388 nt
Organism: Ustilago hordei
Lineage: Eukaryota; Fungi; Basidiomycota; Ustilaginomycetes; Ustilaginales; Ustilaginaceae
Exons: 1
Coding region: 1-2388 (795 amino acids)
Biological process (GO): mRNA splicing, via spliceosome
Cellular component (GO): post-mRNA release spliceosomal complex
Molecular function (GO): zinc ion binding; RNA lariat debranching enzyme activator activity; nucleic acid binding
Source: RefSeq, a predicted model, not a curated record
AUGCCAGAGAAAAUCCUCCUCAUAGGUCCCGUUAACGGGCGGCUGACAGAGCUGGUCUCCAAAGUAUCAGCUAUCCAGUCGAAACACGGUCCUUUCACAGCGCUUUUCAUCCUCGGUGACCUAUUCCAUCCCAACCCCACCGACUCGGUUCUUCAGCAACAAACCAAUUUACUCGAGGGCAAGCUAGCGCUCUCUAUCGCAACGUACUUCUACCAGGGCACAACACCGCUGCCCUCCCCUGUUGCUGGUAUGAUUAACGAAGCGGGAAAGCAAAACAACAAAGAUGUACCGGAAGGACUAGUGAAGGUGGUUGAGAAUUUGUACUAUGCAAAGGGGAAAAGCGGAAUUUUCACCACUCCGACCGGCUUCAGAGUAGCGUUUGUUGGUGGGAGAUGGGAUGCGAAAGCGUAUGCAGAGGCCUCCGAAGCAGGGGCCCAAUUUGACCCGCAGGAAUGGUACGAAUCCCCCACCCAACGUUCAGAGGAUGAGGCACUGCCGUAUGUCACACCAGCAACUAUACACCGUCUUCUCGCACUUCCUUCUUUCCGUCUCCCCUCCCCUUCCCCCUCCAUUACCACCACAUCGACUAAUGGGGGUAGUGCGAAAGCAGGAACGCUAGCAGCAGCACGCACAGCCGCAGCCCAAGAAACAGCCCGCUCGUCCGCCCAAUCGUCCGCCCUCACCCUCCUCACUUCCCGAACACCAAUCGAUCUUUUACUCACAAGCGUCUGGCCGAGUGGUGUCACCCUAUUCUCCACACCUUCACCCCCAAACCCAUCCGAUCCACUGGGAGGUCUGCCGGAUGGAACGGCAAGAAUGUGGGGUUCACCAGCCAUCGCUAGGCUCGCAUUGCACGGUUGUCCGCGGUAUCAUUUUUCUCUUGCUCCCACACCCGCUGCGGAGGGGGAGGAGGGGGAUCUACCGGUAGGGAUAAGCGAAGAAACGCUGCAAAUGGGGGCUUUCUGGGAAAGACCACCUUACCUCACCGACUUGUCCUCAUAUCUUCCACAGCCGCUGGAUCUGGGAACACCGGCGGGAAGGAGGGAAGCGGAGAAAUUGAAGAGUGUAACACGUUUCGUGAGUUUGGCGAAAUUUGCCAAUGAGAAGAAGAGGAGGUGGUUCCUUGCGCUGAAUUUGACCCCGGCGGAAAAGCAGGAGGUGGGGCAAGUGAAGGUGCCGGGGAAUGUUACUCAGACGCCGUACUUUGUUCCGAAGCAAGGGGGGCACGGGGUCAAGAGGCAACCCCCACCAGCAGCGGUGGUUGGGGAGGAGGAUGGAGGGGUGAACUACAGAUUCCAAGAACAAAGAAAACGACAACGUGGGGAGGGGGAUUCGGAAGUGCCACCCAAAGGAUACGUUUGCAGGAUAUGUGGUGUUGAAGGGCACUACAUUCGAGCUUGCCCUUCAAAAGCUCAACAAAACAAUUCGGCUUCUACUGGGACCAACACCACCCCUCUACCCACCAACACCAACCCCGACGGAGACCAGAAGGGUGGAUGGACCAAAACCACAAUGCCCCUCCCAGCAGGUCUUCCAGCCAAACCCUCCUUCUCCACCCAUCCUAAUGCUAAUCCACGUCGACAACUCAUCCCGGUAGGACCCUCCAAUUGCUGGUUCUGCCUCUCCAACCCUUCCGUAGCCAAACAACUCAUCAUUACCAUCGGUUCCGAAUCCUAUCUGGUUUUCCCCAAAGGUCCUUUCUCGCAUCCUUCGAUCAACAGUAUUCCUUUCAACGCGAGUCACCUCCUUGUCGUACCCUUGACGCACACGUCUAACCUUCUCCCACCGAACCAUCCCGUCUUGAACAGAGGUGACGACCUGGAGGAAGCACGGGAGAGGGAACGAGUGAGGACCGAAAUGGAAGAGACGAAAAAGAGUGUUAGAGCAAUCUGGGAAGAAAAAGGCCAUGUGAUGCUGGAAUGGACCCUGGUCAGAGCUCAAACCAGUAGUCGUAUGACUCAUUUCCAAACCCAACUGCUCGCCCUUCUCUCCGGGGUCGCAGAGAAUUCCGAUCUGGUGAAGAAGCUAGAUGAUGGGUUGGAGAAAGCUUGUACCGGGUCAAAGAUCCUACGCAACCAGAACGAGAUCGAGGGCUAUUUCGCAGGGCAGGUUCCCGCUGCAGAAGGAGGUGAGCAAGAUGGAUAUUUCCACCUUGCCCUCCAUCAAGGGGAGAGGAAAGAAUGGCUUAUUCCUUUAACAACGAAUACGAGGUUUCCGGUUCAGUUCGUGCGUCAUACGCUAGCUGGUAUCUUCGAGCUUCCACAGUUGGCGGAUUGGAAGACGAGCAUCGGUGCACAGGAAGAAAAGGGUGAGGAAGAAGAGGAGGUGGCAGUGGAGAAGAAGAAUUCGGCUGGGUUUAGGGGCUUAUUGAUGUCCAAUAGCUCGUAG